AUGGCCAUCGCACGCUCCACAGUUCCUCCCCCCGGCGUCUACACGCCCAUGCUCACAUUCUUUAACCACGACGAGUCGAUCGACCUCGAGUCCACCGCCUUGCAUUCCCUUCGCAUGGCUGAGGCCGGAUGUGUCGGGGUCGUGAUACAAGGGUCGAACGGCGAAGCCGUUCACCUGGACAACGAAGAGCGUGUCACCAUUAUCCGGACCGUUCGUGCUGCCCUCGACAAGGGCGGAUACAACAGUACCGUCAUUGUUGCAGGCAUUGGCACGCAAUCCAAGAAACAGUCUGUCACCCUUGCCAGGGAGGCGCACGCUGCUGGUGCCCGGUUUGGACUCUUGCUCCCACCCUCGUACUGGGCUGCUGCUAUGCAGCGACCGGUCCUCGAGGCGUACUUCAAGGACGUCGCUGACGAGAGCCCCUUGCCGAUCGUCAUCUACAACUUCCCGGCCGUAGCGAACGGUGUCAACAUGGACUCGGACCUCAUGAUCGCUUUGGCCCAGCACCCCAACAUUGUUGGCGCCAAACUAACAUGCGGCUCCAUGGGCACCCUCAACCGCGUCUGUGCCAACGUGCCGCCCACUGACUUUGCCUGCCUGGGAGGCAAGGCUGAGUUUGCACUCCAGAGCUACGUCGGCGGCUCCCCAGGCCUCAUUGCUGCUCUGGCCAACUUGUCCCCCAAGGUGCUCGUCGCCCAGUACAAUGCCUACAUGUCGGGCGACCUUGCCCGUGCCCAAGAGCUCCAACGCCUUCUGGCCGACGCGGACCUUGCCCAGACGAAGCUUGCCAUACCUGGUCUCAAGGCCGCCGUCGUCAAGUACUUCGGCUACGGAUCCCCCCGCACUCGCUCUCCCCUUCUGGAUGGCGACAUGACCAAGGUCGAUGCACAGGCCGCCGACCUGGAUAAGCUGAUGGCUCUUGAGAAGAGCCUGUAG
Apiotrichum porosum is the source of this 936-nucleotide messenger RNA. RefSeq lists its product as uncharacterized. The coding region runs from base 1 to 936 and encodes 311 amino acids. The transcript is spliced from 4 exons. The record is from RefSeq and is a predicted model, not a curated record. Gene Ontology annotation, molecular function: 4-hydroxy-tetrahydrodipicolinate synthase activity. NCBI's taxonomy places the organism in Eukaryota, Fungi, Basidiomycota, Tremellomycetes, Trichosporonales, Trichosporonaceae.